Molecule: messenger RNA, 1212 nt
Organism: Eruca vesicaria subsp. sativa (arugula)
Lineage: Eukaryota; Viridiplantae; Streptophyta; Magnoliopsida; Brassicales; Brassicaceae
Source: the annotation of a GenBank genome assembly
AUGGAGUUUGUUGAUCGAUGUAUGCAAGCAAAAGCUUUCGACCAGACAAAAGCUGGAGUGAAAGGUCUUGCCGAUUCUGGAAUCACAGAGAUUCCUGCCAUGUUCCAUGCACCUCUCUCUGCUUUAACAAGCCUGAAACCACCACCUUCGCAGCUAACUAUCCCCACCGUCGAUCUUAACGGAGGAAGCUUGUGUUGCAAGAAACAAGGCAUGCGGAGGAGUAGCGUGGUGGAGGAGAUUGGAGAAGCAUCUGAGAAAUGGGGUUUCUUCCAGGUGAUCAAUCACGGUAUACCCCUCGAGAUGUUGGAGAGGAUGCUCCAAGGGAUUCGUACGUUUCAUGAACAGGACUCGGAAGCUAAGAAACGGUUCUAUACUCGUGAUUUCAGUAACGACAUUUAUUACGCUAGUAACUUCGAUCUCUACACUUCUCAGGGUGCAAGUUGGAGAGACACUGUGGGUUGUUAUACCGCCCCUAACCCUCCUAGACUAGAGGACUUGCCUACGGUUUGUGGGGAGAUUAUGUUGGAGUUCUCAAAACACAUGAAGGCUUUAGGUGAACUGCUCUUCGAGCUUUUAUCAGAGGCUUUGGGGUUAAACUCUAGUCACCUCAAGGACAUUGAUUGUGCCAAGUCUCAAGUGAUGUUUUGCCAAUACUACCCACCUUGCCCUCAGCCUGACCUAACUUUAGGCUUAAGCAAGCACACCGAUUUUUCGUUUCUCACCAUUCUACUUCAAGACAGUAUUGGAGGGCUUCAAGUUCUCCAUAACCAAACUUGGAUUGAUGUUCCUCCUGUCCCUGGAGCUCUGGUGGUUAACAUUGGAGAUCUUCUCCAGCUUAUAACCAAUGACAAGUUCAUAAGUGCUGAGCAUAGGGUGGUAGCGAAUGGAUCUUCUGUACCGCGGAUUUCAGCGCCAUGUUUCUUCAGCACGUUCAUGAAGGCGAAUCCUCGUGUCUACGGGCCCAUCAAAGAGCUUCUGUCUGAAGAAAACCCUGCCAAGUACAGAGACUUAACCAUCAACGAGUUUGCAGAUAUCUUCAGGUCAAAGACGAUCAGUACUCCUGCGUUACAUCACUUCAGGAUCUAAAGCAUGUUGUGAAUCAGUAUCUUCUUUGACAAAAUCAUGGUUUGUCUCUCUCUAUGUAGUAUUUGUUGUGGCAUUACGUGUCUUCUGUCUCCUUUGUACGACAUAAUAAUAAUAAUCAUGCACAAC